AUGCGCCGCGAGCUGGUGCUCACGAAGGCGGAUGCGUUGGAGGGCCAGCGCGACCUGAAGAGGAAGAUCAAUGACGUGCGCGACGAGGCCGCCCGGCUCCUCGCCAAGAAGGACCGCGAGCUCGAGAAGGUCACCAAGGAGCUCGCCGAUGUCAACAAGACCGUCCAGAAGCAGGCCGAUCAGAUCAAGGCCCUGCAGAAGCACGCCGAUGUCCACAAGUCCCUCCAUAAGAAAAUCGACGCGCUGGCGGCGCAGAUGAAGACUGUGGUGCAACGUCGCCCGCCCCCACCACCACCGCAGCAGCAGCAGCCGUCUAGCUCGAAGCAGACCGACGUGAAGGCCCCGGAAGCGCAGCCUCGUCUCGCCCGCGCGCCCUUGCCCGUCGCCGUCGCGCUCCUCAACAAGCGGAUGCCGGAGAAGGAGCUGCGCCGCUCUCUUCGUUCCGCGAGCGUCGUGGCCACGGCCCGCCUCACCACGAAGCGCCCCGAGCCGCCGCGCCCUGCUGUCGCUGCCGGACCUGCUGCCAAGGUGAUUCGACAGAAG
Molecule: messenger RNA, 543 nt
Organism: Mesorhabditis spiculigera
Lineage: Eukaryota; Metazoa; Nematoda; Chromadorea; Rhabditida; Rhabditidae
Source: the annotation of a GenBank genome assembly